AUGACUAAGAGACCAAAGAAAUCAGACUCAAAUAGGAGAGGAAAAAGAAGAAAGUCAUCCGGUGGUUUUUCACCGUUGGAUGCACCUUCUUCCAAUGUUGUGUUCCGAUUGCUAUGUCCUGCUAGUAGAAUUGGUGGUGUUAUUGGUAAAGGCGGUUCGAUCAUAUCACAAAUUCGACAAGAAACUGGGGUGAAGCUUAAAAUUGAAGAGCCUGUGCCGGGCUGCGAAGAGAGAGUUAUAACUUUUUUGAAUUCUGAUAAGGAGACCGAAGAAGGUAGCGCCGAGCAAGGAAAGGAGGUUAAUAAUAAUAAUAAUAAUAAUGAUAAUAAUAAUGAUGGUGAUGAUGAGACUGAAAAAAAGGGGAAGGAUGAUGACGGGAAAGGUAACGGGGAUGAUAAUGAAGAUAAAGAUUCUGCUUCUGUCGAAGAUUCGCAGAGCGACAAGGGUAGUUCGAAUUUGACUAUUCUGAAGGCUGUGACACUAGUUUAUGAGAAGAUGGUUGAAGGAAUAGAGGAUAUGGGUGAAGGUGGUGAUGAAAGUAAAAAAGCUUCGUACUUUGCUUUAAGGCUGCUUGUGCUUUCUAAUCAAGUUGGAUGCAUUUUGGGAAAGGGUGGAAGUGUGAUAAAGAGGAUGUCAGCGGAUAGCGGGGCACAUAUUCGGAUCCUUCCCAAAGAAGAAAUUCCGUCGUGUGCGAUGGAUUCUGAUGAGCUAGUUCAGAUCACAGGAGGAGUAGAGGUUGUCAAGAAAGCUCUUCAAUCUGUUUUUCAGCAGCUUUUGGAUAAUCCAUCUCGUGAUCAUGAAUCUCUCUCCACCAACCAUACUGGGCCGUCAUCUCAUUCUCAUUCCUUUGGUCAAUUCCCACAAAAUAAACGAACUUUUGCUGGUCAAGGAGCACCUUUUGCUACCGGGCCUAAUGAAAUCCCUGUUUUCCAUUCUGCUCCAAUGAUUCCCAAGUUUCAUGAAGGCCCCGUUCGUGGUCGCAUGAGGCUUCCACCGGAAAUACUUACUUUCCGUUUAUUGUGUCCGUCCGAAAAUGUAGGGACCUUAAUUGGCAAAGGUGGAUCAAUAAUUAAGACUAUGCAACAAGAAACAGCUAGUGAAAUCAAGGUUAUAGAAGGCAAUCCGGGUUCAGAGGAUUGCAUUGUCGUCAUAUCUGGUCCAGCGCACCCAGAUGAUAGAAUAUCUCCUGUGCAAGAGGCUAUAUUUCGUGUGCAAAAUAGAAUAUCCAGGGCUAUUCCUGAUACCAAAGCGCAAAGUAUGUUAGCAAGGAUUAUUGUUUCUUCAAAUCAUAUAGGCUGUCUCCUUGGGAAGGGUGGGUCCAUUAUUGCUGAAAUGAGGAAUUUAUCAGGUGCCCAUAUUCGUAUGUUGGGAAAGGAUAAGGGUCCGAAGUGUGUUUCAGAAGAUGAUGAAGUAAUCCAGGUAAGUGGAGAAAUCGAGGCAGUGCAUGAUGCUCUUUUGCAAAUAACAACAAGAUUAAGAAAUCAUUACUUUCGAGAUGCAUUUCCAUCUGCUGAUUUUCCUUCAAAUUCUGGAUUUCUGGAUCAACAUUCUUCGUUCCCACCUUAUUUGGGAAGGCGGGGACUUUCACCUCCCAGAAUGUAUUCUGACCUAGGCCCACCACCUCCACAUGCUGGUUUUCCCCUCGAUGAUCACCCUCAUUUUACCAAUAAUAUGUAUAGACCAGGCCUUCCUCCUCACAUAUCGGAAAGGAAGCCUUGGGGUCCUAAGGGGCUACUUGAAGGUGGUGGACACAUGGGCUUGCCAGAAUUUGCAGGAGGUCCUCGAAGAAUUUCUGGAUUUGCAGGAGGAAGCCUACCAAUUAUCACUAGUACCACUGUUGAAGUUGUUGUUCCCCGAGGUCUGGUGCCUGUAAUAUACGGGGAAGAUGGUGAAUGCCUGAGACAAAUACUCCAGAUAUCUGAUGCAAAUGUUACUAUUACUGAUCCAAAACCUGGAGCCGCCGAGACUAAAAUUAUAAUAUCUGGAACCCCGGAGCAAACUAAUGCUGCACAAAGUCUUAUUCAGGCAUUUGUCAUGAUUGAGGGGGAGUCUGGUUGA
This is a messenger RNA of Lathyrus sativus (Indian pea), 2058 nucleotides long. The record is from the annotation of a GenBank genome assembly. NCBI's taxonomy places the organism in Eukaryota, Viridiplantae, Streptophyta, Magnoliopsida, Fabales, Fabaceae.